Parnassius apollo (apollo) is the source of this 1890-nucleotide messenger RNA. Lineage: Eukaryota; Metazoa; Arthropoda; Insecta; Lepidoptera; Papilionidae. The record is from the annotation of a GenBank genome assembly.
AUGAGUAAAAAGGUGAUCCCAUUAGAGAAGUUGGAAGAUACUCUCGCAGACUUAUUUGCUUUGUCGGACGGCGAGAACUCCGAAGACGACAAUGAGAGUGAUGAAGACGAGAAUGAAGCAGUUUUCUCAUCAUUUACCAGUACAGAACCUGAGGAUAUUUUAUUUGGAUCUGGUCUGAAUGAAUCACAGCCAACAACAUCAACAGUUUCGAUUCUUCCGUCAUCUCCUAAUAUGGAUAUAUCUGCCACACAUGAUAGUAUUACAGGUAGUACUCAACCUACUCCCUCUAAUUCUAGAAUGUCUUCAAUCACAAGACCUGUUACACCUGUAGUUACACAAGCUGAUGACACGGAUAACUCGGAAGACAGUUCAGAAAAUAACUCGGAAGAUGAUGGCGAUGAAGAGUGGAAAAAAGUGCAAUUUCCACACAUCCCGCCUACUGAGAAAUUUGAUGAAAUUUUACUGCGACCAUCACAGUUUUUUCCUAAUCGAACCCAAAACCGACAGAAAGAUUGGGAUAUUGUAACAUUGCAGGAGCUAAAAGCUUUUUUUGGUAUUUUGAUACUUAUGGGCAUUCACGUACUUCCAAAUAUAUCUCUCUACUGGUCUUCCGAUCCUACGUUCCGUGUGGCAGAGAUUGCUAAUGUUAUGACAGUGAAGAGAUUUAAAAAGAUUUUGGCAAAUUUACACCUAAACGACAACAGUCAAAUGCCCAAGAGAGGUGAAGAAAGGUAUGAUAAACUUUACAAAAUAAGGCCUAUGAUCAAAAUUUUGAAUAGUGCUUUCCAAAGUGGUGGAGUGUGCUCAUCAUCGCAAAGCAUAGAUGAGUGCAUGAUUAAAUUCAAAGGGCGUAGCACUCUGAAGCAGUAUAUGCCAAAAAAACCAGUAAAACGGGGUUUCAAAGUGUGGUCGCGCUGUGACAGUCUGACUGGAUAUUUGUAUCAGUUCGAGAUUUAUACUGGAAAAAAAGAUGACGCCACUACAGAGGUUGGAUUAGGAGCCAGUGUGGUAAGAGAACUAUCAAAAAAUCUUAUUGAUGAAAAUGUUGAGAAUACUCACAUCGCUUUUGAUAAUUUUUUUGCGUCCCAUGAGCUAUUGCAGUACCUAUUUGAUAAUAAUAUUUAUGCAACUGCAACUGUACGCGCAGAUCGUACAAACUUGCCCAAACUUAUAAAAAACCAAAAAAAAAAGAAAGAUGAACCUAAACCGCCUCCUCUGGUACUGGCUAAAGGAGAGUACAAAUGGCGAGUCAACCAGAACGUCGCAUUUUUUGUAUGGAAAGAUACUAAAUUGGUGUAUGUAUUGAGUACUGCUUAUCAUCCCCGUCAGAAAACAUGUAGAAGAACGCAGAAGGAUGGUUCGAAGUCUAACGUUUCUUGUCCCAUAGGAAUCCUGGAGUAUACCAAAAGAAUGGGAGGAGUUGAUAGAUUUGACCAGAAGAGAGGUACAUACUCCAUCUCAAGACGUAGUAAGAGAUGGUGGAUGCGAAUAUUUUACUUUUUGGUUGAUUCUGCCAUUACAAAUGCCUAUAUAAUAUACACCCAAAAUGACAGAGUGCACAACCCUAUGACCUCCUUGCAUUUCCGCACCGUGCUCGCACGUAACCUGAUAGACAACUUCAGCUCCAGGAAAAGGACUGUGGCACAAUCGCCCAACUUUGUAACUAAAAAACCAAAAGGGCCAACAAGUAGACAGAAGGCCAUUCACGGAAUACCUGAUGAACUGAGGUUGAAUGAUGUGGGGUCUCACAUGCCAAUGGAGCUGCCCAAAUACAGAAGGUGCAGAGCAUGCAGCAGCAAAAACCUUAACAAAACAUCCAAAAUACAGUGCACAAAAUGCCAAGUUCCAUUGUGCAUUGUACCAUGCUUUGCUCAGUUCCAUACACCCUGA